This is a messenger RNA of Aspergillus oryzae RIB40, 450 nucleotides long. Its product is annotated as calmodulin. Gene Ontology annotation, molecular function: enzyme regulator activity; calcium ion binding. NCBI's taxonomy places the organism in Eukaryota, Fungi, Ascomycota, Eurotiomycetes, Eurotiales, Aspergillaceae. Gene Ontology annotation, biological process: spindle pole body organization. The transcript has 5 exons. Gene Ontology annotation, cellular component: central plaque of spindle pole body. The record is from RefSeq and is a predicted model, not a curated record. Bases 1 to 450 code for a protein of 149 amino acids.
AUGGCCGACUCUUUGACUGAAGAACAGGUCUCCGAGUACAAGGAGGCCUUCUCCCUAUUCGUAAGUAGUUAUCGUCGCCAGAUCACCACCAAGGAGUUGGGCACUGUCAUGCGCUCUCUGGGCCAAAACCCCUCUGAGUCGGAACUCCAGGACAUGAUUAACGAGGUUGACGCCGACAACAAUGGCACCAUUGACUUCCCUGAGUUCCUGACGAUGAUGGCGAGAAAGAUGAAGGAUACCGACUCUGAGGAGGAGAUCCGGGAGGCUUUCAAGGUUUUCGACCGCGAUAACAACGGCUUCAUCUCCGCUGCCGAAUUGCGUCACGUCAUGACCUCCAUCGGCGAGAAGCUUACCGAUGACGAAGUUGAUGAGAUGAUCCGCGAGGCGGAUCAGGAUGGUGACGGCCGGAUUGACUACAACGAGUUUGUCCAGCUCAUGAUGCAAAAAUAA